AUGGUAAAUAUCCAUGAUGAAUUUGUCAGUUCUCUUACUUCAGAGCAAGAGAUUGUUUAUAAGAAUGUUUUGGAUGUUGUUUUGUCUGAUAAUGGUGGAUUCUUUUUUCUAUAUGGUUUUGGAGGAACGGGAAAAACAUUUAUUUGGAAUACAUUAUCUGCUGCUCUGCGUUCAAGGGGCCUUAUCGUCUUAAAUGUCGCAUUUAGCGGAAUUGCAUCGCUAUUGUUACCUGGAGGUAGAACUGCUCAUUCAAGAUUUUCUAUUCCUAUUUCAAUAAAUGAGAUAUCAACCUGCAAUCUUCGUCACGGUUCCCCAAAAGCUGAAUUAUUGAAGAAAAAAAAAGCAAGCCUAAUUAUUUGGGAUGAGACACCUAUGUUAAACAAACAUUGCUUUGAAGCUUUAGACAGAUCUCUUAAUGACAUUAUAAAGACUCAGUCUACCCAUGGUUAUGACAUUCCAUUCGGAGGUAAAGUUGUGGUACUAGGAGGUGACUUUAGACAAAUACUUCCAGUUAUUUCCAAAGGAAGUCGUUCUGAAAUUGUCGGUUCAGCUAUCAAUUCUUCAUAUUUGUGGAAGCAUUGCAAGGUAAUGAAGUUGACUGUUAAUAUGAUAUUGCAAAAUGCUACAUCGACUUCUUCACCAGCAGAAAUAAAAGAAUUUGCAGAUUGGUUGCUUCAAGUGGGAGAUGGUACAGUUAAAACGAUUGAUGAGGAAGAAACACUUAUUGAGAUUCCUCCAGAUCUUCUUAUUGAACAGUGUAAGGAACCGUUGCUUGAAUUAGUUAAUUUUGCACAUCCGAAACUUGCGCAUAAUUUGCAAAAAAAUUCAUUCUUUCAAGAAAGAGCGAUCCUUGCGCCAACACUUGAAAGUGUAGAGGAAAUCAACAACUUUAUGUUAGCAAUGAUUCCUGGUGAUGAAACAGAAUAUUUGAGUUAUGAUACUCUGUGCAAGUCAGACGACGAUUCGGGUGUCAAUGCAGAAUGA
Molecule: messenger RNA, 984 nt
Organism: Lotus japonicus
Lineage: Eukaryota; Viridiplantae; Streptophyta; Magnoliopsida; Fabales; Fabaceae
Exons: 1
Coding region: 1-984 (327 amino acids)
Biological process (GO): DNA repair; telomere maintenance
Molecular function (GO): DNA helicase activity
Source: RefSeq, a predicted model, not a curated record